Messenger RNA from Myzus persicae (green peach aphid), 1465 nucleotides. It is a transcript of the gene wal, whose product is annotated as electron transfer flavoprotein subunit alpha, mitochondrial. The record is from RefSeq and is a predicted model, not a curated record. The coding region runs from base 253 to 1263 and encodes 336 amino acids. The transcript is spliced from 6 exons. Lineage: Eukaryota; Metazoa; Arthropoda; Insecta; Hemiptera; Aphididae. Gene Ontology annotation, molecular function: electron transfer activity; flavin adenine dinucleotide binding. Gene Ontology annotation, cellular component: mitochondrion.
UAUUAUUUCUUACAUACGUAAAUACGCGAUGCUGACCAAUGAAGACUAAAGAGUGAACACUGAACAUUGUACAUUUGCAUUUUGUACCAUUCGGACCGUCCACUUCGUUAACAAGUCCGUAACGUUACCUAUUUUGAUAGUUGAUAGAUAGGUCGUAGGAAAGAAGUAUUCCAUUUCCUGGUCUUGCCAUUUUUGUGUCGCCUAAAACGUCGAAAACUCAAUUUCUUUUACAGCAACGUAAAUUAUUUUAAAAUGAUUUUGAAUAACAUCUUAAGAUACUCAAAGAAUGUUGGCUCCAAGGUCAACGGACAUAGGUUACAAAGCACAUUAAUAAUUGCCGAACAUGACAAUGAGAAACUUGCAGCCGUAACACGUAAUGCUUUAACAGCUGCAAAGAAACUUGGUGGUGAAGUAUCUGUGCUCGUAGCUGGCACCAAAAUCGGAUCGGUGGUAGAAGAAGUUACCAAAGUAUCUGGUGUGAACAAAGUACUUAAAGCGGAGGGUGAAGAAUUCAAAGGAUUUCUGCCUGAAAUUCUUGCUCCAUUGGUAUUGGCUACACAAAAAAGAAUUAAUGCUACCCAUGUAUUAGCUGGCUCCAGUGCUCAGAGCAAAUCACUUUUACCUAGAGUGGCCGCAUUAUUAGAUGUAUCUCCAGUUACUGAUGUUAUUGACAUCAAAUCACCUGAUACAUUUGUACGAACCAUUUAUGCAGGAAAUGCAAUAUUGACUCUGAAGUCACUAGAUGCUGUCAAAGUACUCACUGUACGAAGUACCAGUUUUGAAGCUGCUGCUGAUGGGGGUUCUGGUUCUAUUGAAGAUGCUGUACCUGCAGGUAGUUAUGAAAAAGGAUCAGGAUCAGAAUGGAUUAGUCAAGAACUGACUAAAAAUGAUCGACCCGAUUUGGCUUCUGCAAAAAUUGUUGUGUCUGGAGGACGAGGUGUCAAGUCUGCUGAAAAUUUCAAAAUGAUCUAUGAUCUUGCUGACAAAAUGGGGGCAGGUGUUGGAGCUUCACGAGCAGCUGUGGAUGCUGGUUUUGUUCCAAAUGACAUGCAAAUUGGGCAAACAGGAAAAAUUGUUGCUCCGGAAUUAUAUUUGGCUAUUGGCAUUUCUGGUGCUAUUCAACAUUUGGCUGGUAUGAAAGACUCUAAAACCAUUGCUGCCAUAAACAAAGAUCCCGAUGCACCAAUUUUCCAAGUAGCCGAUUAUGGGCUAGUUGCUGAUUUGUUUAAGGCUGUUCCCGAAAUGAUCGAAAAAAUAAAAUAAUAGGGAUUUGGUUUAAUAUUUUUGUUUGUUAUUAUUAUAAUUUGUUUAUUACAAUAUCAGUUAAAUGUGUAUGAUUCACAAUAAAGUAUUUUUUUUAUGAUUACAUGAGAACAUAAUACUGGUGGUUUUACACUUUUGUUGGUUAUAAAACCAUUAUCAUUACUUAUACACAAAUUUUAUUUUUUUAGUAUAUUUAUAAAAA